GUUAUAUAAUCAAUCACACAAGCUUGAAUCAAACUAAUGCAAAGCUUUCUCCAACUUAGUUUGAUCAAGUAACGAACUUUGCCACAAAAUGGAACAUUUAGACACUGCCUUGGAUGAAUCCUGCAUAAUAGAAGAAGGUAGCACUAGUACUGGAAGGAUGGGCCGAAGGAGCUAUGAUGACACGAAAGAGCACAAGUCUAAGAACCUACAUGCUGAGAGGAGGAGGAGACAGAAGCUCAGUGAUAGGCUCCUGAAACUAAGAGCAUUAGUCCCUCGGAUUACAAAUAUGAAUAAAGCAACUAUUAUUGAGGAUGCAAUUACAUACAUUCAGGAACUUCAGAAGAAUGUAAAGAUUCUUCAGGAACAACUUUGCGAACUCGAAGUCGAAGCUUCAUCUGAAGUGGGAGAAAUUAAUCCAGCAAGCAAAGUAAAAGUUGAAGCCGCAGAAGAGAUGAAGAAAAGUGGGAUUCAGGUAGAGGUUGAGGUGACCCAAAUCGAUAGGGACAAACUUUGGGUAAAGGUCAUCUUCGAGAAGAAAAGGGGUGGGUUCACUACACUUAUGGAGGCCAUGAGUGCUUUUGGCUUUGAAUUCAUCAACACAAAUGUGACUACCUCCAAAGGAGCAAUGCUAGUUUCAUCUUGUGUUAAGGGAAUUUAUGGCGAAAAGCUUGCAGUUCAGCAAACCAGGGAAUUGCUAUUACAGAUCAUUAAUGGUGUAGAUCAGAGCAACUCGGAGUAUUGCUGA
Molecule: messenger RNA, 745 nt
Organism: Juglans regia (Persian walnut)
Lineage: Eukaryota; Viridiplantae; Streptophyta; Magnoliopsida; Fagales; Juglandaceae
Product: transcription factor DYT1-like
Exons: 4
Coding region: 89-745 (218 amino acids)
Biological process (GO): regulation of DNA-templated transcription
Cellular component (GO): nucleus
Molecular function (GO): sequence-specific DNA binding; protein dimerization activity; DNA-binding transcription factor activity
Source: RefSeq, a predicted model, not a curated record